Messenger RNA from Pararge aegeria (speckled wood butterfly), 765 nucleotides. RefSeq lists its product as uncharacterized. The record is from RefSeq and is a predicted model, not a curated record. The transcript is spliced from 3 exons. NCBI's taxonomy places the organism in Eukaryota, Metazoa, Arthropoda, Insecta, Lepidoptera, Nymphalidae. The coding region runs from base 9 to 722 and encodes 237 amino acids.
AGCUCAAAAUGGACGCAACGACUUUGUUCAUUCUAUCCUUAGUUCUUACACCGGUUAUUAUAGAAGCAUGGCAAAAUUCAAGGUCGCUACGAGAACCGCGAGGUGAUGUUCACCAUCAUUCCAAACGCCACAUGCUUCCACGCGAAGUUCACGAAGCAAGACUUGACGCGAGGAAAAAGCGUCGAACAACCACGCAAAGGACCACGGAGCUAAGGAAAAAGCCGUCAGGACAUCUGAGACCACUUCAAGAGGACGAUAUGGAAAAUGACGAAGUUGUCUCAGUAGUUAUUGGACCGCCAGCGAUGCGGCCACAGUACGAAAGACUCAAUAAACACACUCCGAAACCAACUAACUGUACCGUAGCUAACGACUCAACUCCUAUAUCAACAAACCUCGUCAAAAACCUGCUAGUUCAACUAGGCAGAGAGUUUUUAACUCACCAAGUGAACGAGGACUUUGUUUUUGGACAGUACAUCGGUAACUCCAUGAGGAAUUUGACAAAUGAGUUCCGGCUAAAAAUGCAGCAUGAAAUUCUCGAUUUGGUAGUGAAGUACCAGAAGUUGAGUCGCGGUGAAUUAAAUAUGAGUGGUUUAAUAAAGUCGCCACCACACGAAGAGAUCAGUUCGCAGAUCAUAACCAGAGGUGUUAAAAUGGAAAAGAGAUUGAACGAAACGGAUGAAGUGUGGCCAGACUUUACGAAUUUAGCAAACAUCGUCGGUUAGACUGGGAGAGCAUAGCAAUGGCUAAUGUUGAUAAUCUCGGCAU